Molecule: messenger RNA, 837 nt
Organism: Colletotrichum destructivum
Lineage: Eukaryota; Fungi; Ascomycota; Sordariomycetes; Glomerellales; Glomerellaceae
Exons: 2
Coding region: 1-837 (278 amino acids)
Source: RefSeq, a predicted model, not a curated record
AUGAAGCUCAUACUUCUGGCCCUCACUACUCUCAUGGUCUCGGCGCCAGCAUCUCCCCUUACGUAUCCCAACUCAAGUCCCCCGGCUGCUCACGAUCCCAAGGUCCUGCCCGGCUUCGACGGCAUGGCCGAUCCCCCAAUCCUGACGACUCCCACGAAAACGGUCGUGGACGAGCACGAAGAAGCCUGCUUCACGAUGUGCGACGCCUCCCUCCUGAGGUUCCAUCCCCAAGUCCAGCGUUGCAAACUCGACUGUGGCGCCGCCUCCCAGCGCAGAAGGAGGGAUCGGCAGCAGGCGGAAGAGGGAGCAACGGAGCACAAGAACCGCCGACGGCAGUCGGACAUCGAGGAGGAGCCGUUCCCGGGCCCCAACCCGUUCCCGCAGGCUGACCCCAACAAGGUCGACACGCACUCGCUCGGCAAGCUGCCCCUUAAGAAGCACCGGCCCGCCCGGAUCGGCAUAGGCGUGCCCUGGGAGCCGAACCCAGCCAUCGACGACUACGUGUACAGGGGCCCCUGCCUCGACAAGCCGUGGUACCAGGACCGACUCUUCUGGCGCUGCUUCGGCAGCUGCGCAUCCGUGCGGAAGGGCAACGUGCCCGGGUGUCGCCAGGGCUGCAUCCGGAACGCCGCGAUGCGGUGCCGGCUGAGGACGCACGGCGAGGCCAACGUGCCUGCGAUCGACUCGUCGGACACGGUGAACCCGCCGAUGCCCACGUGGCCCGUAAUCAACCCUACCUCCGUUCCGCACCCUUACGAAACUACUUGGCAAUCUACAGCAGGGAACUGGAACGACGAUUCGGUUGGCGGUGCUGGAUUCGAGACCGCUUCAUCUUAG